UACCCCACCCCCAGCCAAUCUAGGAGGAGAUGAAAUGAACUUUGCACUUGCAAAUGUCACUGAAUGCAUUUUGCACAGGAUUUUAAAAGGUUCUCUUACAAGCACUAUUUUUAACAGACAAAUCCGCCCCCCCAAAUGAAAAAGCCCUAGGUAUUUUUCUGUGAUCGACCUCAGUUAUUAUGAAUUGAAGCAUCUCUCACAACAUUCACCUGAAGUCUGGCGUGCUUUAUUUUUUUAUCUUUCCAGCUGAGCUUUUUUUGGUGGUGGUGUGGAUAUUUUCUUUUUUUUUUUUUUUUUUCUGAUUUUUUUUUUUUUAACUGGCAUGAGAAAAUUUGUGAAUUUAAUUGCACUAGAAUACUUGGAAACAGUGAGGCUGCAAGCUUGAAAGGCAGAGGAAAGAGAAGAAAGGCUCUCGCAGCAGAGCAUGGAUAGGAAAGGAACGGUGAUUCUGCGGUGCUCAGCGUGCACAUGUUGUGUGAGAUCAGUGCCGGGCGCUGCAGCUGCGGACAAUAACUGAGCUGUCUGGCUAAUGAAGGCCACCUGGAUCAGGCUUCUGAAAAGAGCCAAAGGAGGACGUCUGAAGAAUUCUGAUAUCUGUGGCUCGGCGGACUCCUACACCAGCCGUCCAUCUGACUCCGAUGUAUCUCUGGAAGAAGACAGGGAAGCAGUGCGGAGAGAGGCAGAGCGACAGGCCCAGGCACAGUUGGAAAAAGCAAAGACAAAACCUGUUGCGUUUGCAGUUCGGACAAAUGUUGGUUAUAGUGCAGCUCAUGAUGAUGAUGUUCCAGUCCCAGGCAUGGCCAUCUCAUUUGAAGCUAAAGAUUUUCUUCACGUUAAAGAAAAAUUUAACAAUGACUGGUGGAUAGGACGGUUGGUAAAAGAAGGCUGUGAAAUAGGAUUCAUACCAAGCCCAGUCAAACUAGAAAACAUGAGGCUGCAGCAUGAACAGAAGGCAAAGCAAGGGAAAUUCUACUCCAGUAAAUCAGGAGGAAACUCUUCAUCCAGUCUGGGUGACAUAGUUCCUAGCUCCAGAAAAUCGACGCCUCCAUCAUCUGCUAUAGACAUAGAUGCCACUGGCUUAGAUGCAGAAGAAAAUGAUAUUCCAGCAAACCAUCGCUCCCCCAAACCCAGUGCAAACAGUGUAACAUCACCCCACUCCAAAGAGAAAAGAAUGCCCUUCUUUAAGAAGACAGAGCACAUCCCUCCCUAUGAUGUAGUGCCUUCUAUGCGACCUGUAGUUUUAGUGGGACCUUCUUUGAAGGGAUAUGAGGUAACAGAUAUGAUGCAAAAAGCAUUAUUUGAUUUUUUAAAACAUAGAUUCGAAGGGCGUAUAUCAAUUACACGAGUCACAGCAGACAUCUCGCUUGCCAAACGCUCAGUAUUAAACAACCCCAGUAAGCAUGCGAUAAUAGAGCGAUCCAACACAAGAUCAAGCUUAGCUGAAGUUCAGAGUGAAAUUGAACGGAUUUUUGAAUUAGCAAGGACACUGCAGUUGGUAGUGCUUGAUGCUGACACCAUAAAUCACCCAGCACAGCUGAGCAAAACCUCUUUGGCACCCAUUAUAGUAUAUGUAAAGAUUUCUUCUCCUAAGGUUUUACAGAGGUUAAUAAAAUCUCGAGGGAAAUCUCAGGCCAAACACCUUAAUGUUCAGAUGGUGGCAGCUGAUAAACUGGCACAGUGUCCUCCUGAGAUGUUCGAUGUAAUUCUUGAUGAGAACCAGCUGGAAGAUGCUUGUGAGCACCUCGCUGACUAUCUGGAAGCCUACUGGAAGGCCACACAUCCACCUAGCAGCAAUCCUCCCAACCAGCUUCUCACUCGGACACUUGCAACAGCCACUCUUCCUAUUAGCCCAGGUCCAAAUAUUAAUUUACAGCAGGGAUCUCAAGGAGACCAGAGGAAUGACCACUCAGUCCCUGAACGCAGCAAUUCACAAACUGAAGAGGAAGCACGGGUUGAACCCAUCAAGAAAUCCCACCAUCGCUCUUCAACUCAACACCAUAACCAUCGCAGUGGUGUUAGAGGCCUUCCUAGGCAAGAAACUUUUGACUCAGAAACACAAGACAGCAGAGAUUCGGCUUACGUAGAGCCAAAGGAGGACUACUCACAUGAGCACGGUGACCACUAUGAUUCUCACAGGGAUCACAAUCAUAGAGACGAGUCCCAUGGUGAUCACAGACAUAGAGAAUCGAGGCAUCGCUCAAAGGAGAGGGACCGGGAGCAGGACCACAAUGAAUGCAACAAACAGCGAAGUCGUCAUAAAUCGAGGGACCAAUAUUGUGACAAGGAUGGGGAAGUGAUAUCUAAAAAACGUAACGACGCAGGAGAAUGGAACAGGGAUGUUUACAUCCGUCAGUAACUUUUGCCUCUGGCACUCUUGUGUUUCUUUGAAGUCUUGUAACAAUGCCCCUUGAAAAUAUCUUUGGGUUGUUCACUGCAGAACAUAUGGUAUCCUUCUGUAUGCUGAUUUGUACUGCUGUUGCUUGCAUAGCAAUAGCAUGAAAUAGAAUAUUCAUAUACUUAUUUUUUUGGUUAGUGCUCUAUGAAUUAGCGUGGUACAGCUGCAGAGUUCCUGAUGUUGUACUAUGCCAUUUUUCAAGCUUUUUUUUUGGUAGCUGCCACUUGAACAAUAUCUGUUGCCAUCGAGGUGUUGUUAGUGUUUUGUUUUUUUAUUUCUCAAAGGUACAUUUGAUGUUCAAUAACUUCCCAUGUAUUCAGCAAGCCAGAAUCAGCACAUAAAAAUCUAAAAAUUUUUGUCUGCUCUGAUUUUUAAUUUGUUAUGCACUUGAUUUGCAUAUUGGUUUAAGAGCCACUAUCUGUUGCUUGUACCUCUGGUGGACUCCAUUUGGGAACGGAAUUCAGUCUUGCCUUACACACAGGGGAUCCUGGGGUCAAAAUCUAUUUUCUAUGUAUUGGUACUGUGUACUGUAUAUACAGUUUAUAAAUGUUAUUUCUGCAGACACCUUCUUACUAUAUAAGUUUGAUCACACUGUUUUAGAGUCCUAAUGCCAAGUCAGCAGAUUUGCUUUUGAAUUACUGGCAACUGGAACUAGCCUCAUCUAGGAAAUCUGUAACAGUGUUCAAUCUAAAUACUACUUCUUCUGUAGCAGAAAGCUUAUACUAAAUGUAAAUAUGAAGGAGUGCUUGAGAUAGAGGAUCUAAAUAACUCUUACACCUUAUCUUGUCCUUGCAAACCGGAUUUUGCAUUUUGAAUUUACGGUAAAGAUAACUAGCUUACCACUAUAAAGUAUUGUUUACACAGGUUACAAAAUUGCAAUGGACACAGCCUAAUUUUUCUUCUACUGUCAGAAUAAUAGAGCACAAGUGACAGUGGGUGGUGGAUGGGCAGCCGUGUGCGUGGGCACAGUAAGCAGCGAAGUGUGAGAACCUAUCAAAGAAAACAAAGGUUGCUCAAAAGCCCAACAAGUUUUGUUUCUUCAUUCUGUUAUUAAAAGUCCAAACUGCAGUCAGGGAACGUGAGGGAGUUUACUGACCCUGGUAAUUGAGAAAGCAUAAAUCUGCUGGCUCAUGUUGAGACUUCAAGAGAGUAAAACCAGGCAAAUGUUACUGUGAGUGUUUCACUGGAACUGUAAAAUCUUUGUGUUUUAGAGUAUUUGUUUAGUAAGAAAAGUUUACACAGCUUGUGGAGAAUUAUUUUGUUGGAAAAUAAAUUUUUGUAGCUUCUCCACUUUUUCUACACUUGCCAAUUCCUCUGCAUUCCCACUUUGCAGACAGCUCGCUGCUUUUCCUUCACUUAAAAUGUGCUGACAGUGGGAGAUAAGAAAAAUGUGACAAAAUAUUCUGUUGCAAGCUUACUAUAGAAAAUGCACUGAAAGCAAAAGGAGUGAAAACAGUUUGUUUAGCAUUGAUCACCUGUGAGACUGGUAAGUGAGGGGAAAUUCACAGUUCUUUUUGGCUGCAGGCUCCAUAUCCUUGCCUACUGUACAGGCUGUUCUUCACCACAGAGUCCUUGUAGUAAUCCUAUGAAUGAAAUACUUCUUAGAUUACACUGUAAAUAGCACAUUAAAUACAAACUGUAGUGGGACAGUAACUCAUUUAGCUGGAAUUUCUUUUUAUUUAUUGUUUUAAUUCCAGGAAGCAUCAGCAUUGCCUGAUUUUGACUGUCAUUUUAGUGAAAUGGAGGUGCAUGCUUUCUCCAGUCUGAUCCAGCAUCCAAGCAGUUCAGUUUGACUCCCUCAGAUGUACGUUGCUCUCCCUUAUGCUUCAUAUGCAUUUCCUUUACAACUCAAAAGGGUGAAAUUCUGCUAUAGAAUAGAAUAUCUGUGUCAGAUAUCUGGAUGUUCCUGCUAGUGCUGCUGACUGUUGUGGUUGUUUAAGAGUAAUACUUGGCUUAGAGCAUGAACUGUGGGGAACUCAAGGAGAAGAGUAUUUUUCUAUAAACAAAAUUCUUAGCAUUUCCUUAAACACCACUUUGUAGGCAAAGGAAGCAUAGGUAAGUAGACCUCUUGUAUUACUAAAUGGAUAGAUAAGACCAUCUAAAUAGUGGCUUUUGAUACAAGAGGUUUCUCAGGGUGUCAGUGGAGAAAAACACUGACAGAAUUUGUCAUUUGAGUCAUAUCAGAUCACAUUUUAAUGCAAGAAGUUGCAUUGUCUUGUUCUAUAUAGCCUGACUUUAGGUAUUUUAUCAGCUUUGCUAAAUGCUGUUGCUCCCUGUAGCUGCUACAUGACAGCCGUGGCCUCCAAGAAGUGAUGUAAUGAUUCUGCUACAGCACCUUGAAUAGUUUUGUUUCUUCCUUUAUUUGAAUUUGCUACAGGAGGUGUUAAUUUUCCACCUUUCUUAAGUUAUUUUAAGUCUUGUUUGGCAGAAUUUCCAAACACCGAGUAGUAUUAUGAAAACCAGGGAUUUAGGUACCCAUGUACAGACAAAUAAAGAGAAAAAUAAAGCGCACAGUUCAAGCCCCAGUAUUUAAGUGCGGUCUGGAUAUCGAUUGGUAGGUUAUAAAUAUCUUGCAAAGAAAGCCAUGUCCCCAUCCAGCUAAUGAGAGUUUGGUUUUGUAUAGUUCAACUAACAACGUAUAGGCAACAUACUAACACAUUACUUAGGCAGACACUCCGUAGGUUUUAUUUAGUCUUGCUAAGGUAUUUUUUCUUCAGUUAUUAAGAGUGACAAAUCAGUUGUAAUGUGAGCUUGUACUACAGAUUUUGCACAAUACCACCUGCCUGCUGAGCACUACUUUGAAAAGCACUUUAACAGAAUUAUUUCAACAAGAAGCUUUAAAGAUACUCCGACUGGAGGACAUAUCAAAGGUUAUUGUGAUGAAAUGUAUUUGCAGAGUUUUGCAAAUAGAAAGUUUAGUAUUGGUUGCAUUAGGAUACUAUUGAGUUCCUAUUUCUGUAUCUGGAUUCAGGAGCUUUGAGAAUGAGGAAUGUUAGAGGUCCUAGUGAGCUCCAGAGUCUUCUUGUGUUUGUGUGGUACAAAACAAUCUGUAGCAUUUCUAUUCAAAGGGACUAAAAAGAUAAAACUGAGUGAGAAGGAAAGGUAGGAAGACAAAACAGUCAAGCUGUACAUAGAGAAUCUUAUCAACCCUAGCUCUGUAUUUUACCAAAGGAUUUCAGUAUAUGGAAGGAAUGGGAACAUUCCCUUGUAUAUAUAUAUAUGUCUGGAGUUAAUCCUUUUUUGUAUUUCUUCUCAAAUGAAUAGACAGGUUCAGGUCUAUCAGUUGUUUUAGUGUCACAGACACUGAGAAAGAAAGAAUUCUUGUGUAGGGACUGGAAGGAGGUGAGAGUGACAGUCUCCAGGCCUCUUAAGGGACGGGGGAUGGAUAAGCAGAAGGAUUUAUACACAGAGGUGCUAAGAGUUGGAAGAAAUAGAUUCAUAAAGUUUAUCUACAACCUAGAAAGAUGAAUUUAUAGAUGCCAAGAAACCUUGUUUAGACUACUACUGAAUUCACAUAGUGUUUGGCGUCAGGAAUCUAGAAUUUGAGAAGCCUUUUGAGAAUUUAUGCUUCUCAAGGUGUAAAACAUAAAGAGUACCUUCUAAGGACUUGGCCCUAGUUAGUUAAGGCAGGUUUAAAGCUACAGGAAUUGAGUGGGGUGCUUGUUUUCAAAGAUAUCCGUAGAAUGAUGCCUGUAGAAUGAUGCCCUUACUAUAAAUGGAGAAUAAGGAAAGUCAGUCCUCCUCAUCAAACACUGAGUCAAUGUAGAGAACUGUUUUCACUUUUCCUUGCAUGAUUUUGCUCAUCAAGAUCCUCUGCAUUCUCUACAUGCAGCUCCUGCCCAGUUCUCAUGCCCCGUCAUACUCUUUUCUACAAAAUCAUUAGCAAUUGUCAUUUUUAAGCUCCAUUUGGUUGCAAAGUCAUAUUCAUGUUCUGUGACAACUGCAGGGGCUUCAGGCUGGUCCAUUAUCAUUUCCUUACCUGGAAUGCAGUGACUGGUCUGAUUGCUUUUAAUCAGGGUCUGUCCUGAGAAAAAAGGUUACAGUCAAGUACCUCCUGUGGUAGCUCCUCCAGAUGCGCUUUUCUUUCUGGUUACAUUUGACUCUGAUCAAGGUGUUUCCCAAAUGUUCAUUCUGAUCAGUCUCUUUUUUGUUCCUGCAGUUUUGACUUUAGUUCUAUCCCCUCCAUGAAAAUAAAGCACACUGCAAACACCUGUCACACAGUCUAAAGAACAGAGACGUCCUUUUUCAGAGUGUAACAUAAUAUUUCUGUUCAGCAUUUAUUUACACUUCUUACUGUACUGCAGAUCGUUUACCAAAAUGUUAGUUGUUCAUUCAUCUUUAAAAUACAUGGAUGAUGUUUUAUUUCUAAUGUUUUUAACCAAAUGUCAUUCAGUUACAUUUACUGUCUGGCAAUUUGUCUAUAAUUUAUUCCCCCCGUUUUUUUGUAAAACAAGCCGUGUUAAAUAUCAUCUCAAAGUAAUUUUAUGGACAGUUUCUUUUUAUAGCUUGCCACUCUAGAGAUGCGUUCCUGUGCAGCUCCCAGAAGAGAUCUAUAUCACAUAUAAUAGAAAUCCAGAUGGUUCUUCCAACUUAUCUGUCUCCUUUCUUACUUGGAUUUGCUCAUAAUUUUUCAGUAGUGAACAACAAACUGUAAAAAAGAAGGUUCUUUGUAUUUUCAGUUGCCUGCUCCAAAGUCAUUUCUUGUCAAAGGCCAUGAUUGGCUUAUUUCUUUUCCUUAAAAGAGUACAUGAAACCCCUCAGUCAAAGAGUUGGCUCUAUCACAAGUAAACAGGAAGAAGCUGUAGAAUAACGUCAUACAAUACUAGGCUGCUCUUUUAAUAUUUUUUAUAUUGGUGGAGAUAAAUAUUUAGAUUUGGCACUAUUACUAAUCACUGUUUCUACAAAUAGAGAAAGGUACUUUUCAGAUUCUGGCUUUUUAUUUUUGAUAGACAGGAUCUGAUUGUAUAUCUAAUCUAUAUACAUAAAUAAAUAAAUAAAUAUAAAUAUAUAUAUAUAUAGUGCUUCAGCACCUGACACUGAAGCAUAAUGAUUCAGUCUGCAAAGCAUUCUUAUUAGGAAAAUAACCUUAUUAUGUGUCAGAAAUACACAUACACCAUACAGCAAAGUUGUGAAAAUGAUUAAGUAUUUAAAUUCCUGCAAUUUUAAAGUCACGGUCAGAUUGGAAAGAAAAGGAAAAAGAAAGAAUGGUAUCUGUGCAGCUCAAGACAUCUAACAUAGCCAAGUCAAAAUAAGGAGCUUGGCUCAUUCAAAGGGUGAUUUGAAGCGUCUCAACUACAUUUCUCUUCUGAACUGCUUGAUGGAAAACUCUCUCUUUCCCUCUUUCUCUGUGCUUUCUUCCUUCUCUCCUCCUUAUCAGUUCCCUUUGUCUCCCAGGAAUUACUGAGAGAGAGAAGAUUGCAGGGAAACAGCUGAGGUGUAUCCCUUUAACAUACUGAAUAUGACAUUUUACGUCUAGCGGUUAUUUUUCAAAACCAACUCCCACGGUUGAAAGUUGAGAUAUCAGCAAUGUUUUUUUCGGAUUAAGUCCGGUCUGCAACUACACUGGAAUCAAAUAUAUGACAUUUCCAAUUGUGUUUUUUUGGCUCUAAGAAGUUUCUUAUAUAAAAUCAGGUGAGAUCUGAUUUGAUUUGAAACUGAAAAAAAUAAUGGGAAAUUCUCAGCAAGCUUUUUACUAAAACCCGGCACUGCACACAUCCUGCUACUGAAACUGGAGGCAAAAGUUCCUCCAUUGAUCUGAAUGUGCACAUUUCAAUAUACCGUCUAUGUAUGCUAAUUAAUGUUUACAGAAUUUAUAUAUUCUGAAAAAAAUCUUUUUUAACCAGCACUGUGUCCAAGAUUUCAACAUGUACUUGCAGUAAAAGACAAACACUUUUUGUUAGCAAGCAGUUAUUUUGCCAUGUUUAGACUAAACAUACUCUAAUAUAUGAUGUGAGCAAUUCUGAUUCUAAGUAGGUUUUCUCACCUAACGCUGAUGAAAUGAGAGCUUUCAGUCUUCUUUUGGUAUGUCAUGGUUAACAGCAAGGCGUCGCCUACAAAAGAAGACAGUUCUCUCCUCCUGUCCUGCUGGGAUAGGCCUUACAGAGUAAAUGCUGAUCAGUCUUAGCAGAACAGAAGAGACAAUUUAUUUAACAACAGUAGAAAAUGCAUUAUAUCAAAACAUUUGUCACAAAUUUAAGAACCAGACUACUGAGCUGUAUAUAUUAUUCUGAUUACGAGCACUUCUGACAGUGCGAAGGUAAAUUAUCAUGGUAUCCCUUUUAGUAACCAAAUAACGAGGAGUGCAAAAUAAGGCAUUUUUUUACAGAGAAUGCUUUUUAAUCAAUGAGAAAGGCAAAGAACCAAUGACAAAACACAGAUGUCAGUUCAGGUUUCUGAAGCGUGCUUGUCUUUCCCCUGCGUUUUGUGCUGUUUCUAACAGUCCUGCAAAAAGAGAACAUUGCUCGGACAGAACAUCUCUGGAACUGAAGCAGAGUUUGCAAAUGGGGACAACACGUUUAAGAAACUUCAAUUAUUGAAUGUUUAACAGCGUGUGGAGUCAGUUCUCAGGAGCAUGCUCCCCCUAUUUCAACCUUCAUUUGAUUUGAUGCUUUCUAACCAGUUAAGAGUUAAUAUUCUUAGUUGUUUGAAAGGUGAUUUGCAACAUUUCAGAUGAUAUUAAUGCACUGUUUUCUGUCUUCUGUUAUUUUCAUCACAAAUGUAGCCCCUUCUAUUGCAAAUGUUUGAUUUUAAAGUUGUCAUUGGUCAGCCACUCCAGGCGGCUGUUUCAGAACCAAUACAAUUUAUGCAUGGGAAGUUUGAUGUUGAAAUAAUAUUUAUUUACAUUCCCAGAGUGAGAUGGUUUAAUAUAUUCAUGCUGCUAUAAAAGACCUGCUACAAAGCCUAAUCGUAUUUUGUGUAUAUACUAUGUGUACAGAGAAUCUUGCUUGUAUUAAAAUAAAAGAGAAAUGAGGUUCUAA
Messenger RNA from Coturnix japonica (Japanese quail), 9372 nucleotides. RefSeq names its product calcium voltage-gated channel auxiliary subunit beta 2 (gene CACNB2). Gene Ontology annotation, biological process: calcium ion transmembrane transport. Gene Ontology annotation, molecular function: voltage-gated calcium channel activity; protein binding. NCBI's taxonomy places the organism in Eukaryota, Metazoa, Chordata, Aves, Galliformes, Phasianidae. Gene Ontology annotation, cellular component: voltage-gated calcium channel complex. The record is from RefSeq and is a predicted model, not a curated record.